CAGUUUCGUUACCCAGCGGAUCCGGGUAGGAUCUGGAUCCUUGCCUAAAAAACGGAUCUGGAUCCUAGAAGAUCCGGUCCAGAUCCUACCCGUUGCCAUCCCUGACUCACGCAUGUACAACUUGCGAUUUUGCAACUGGUGCUUGGCGCGAAAUCUUCACGAAUAUCAACGUUGUCCUCGAAAAAAGGGGAAAAUCUAAUCUUAAUUUAUUCUAUUUUUUUAGGGGAAUUGGCUUUCACAGAAUUUAUUACUUGAUCAAUGGAUUGUGAGACUGAGUUUGAAAUGGGUUUGAAGAGCCAAUUAUGUAAGCGGCUUAAAUCUAAGGAAGAAGUAGAACAAACUGACAGAAUUAGUGAUUUACCGGAUCAUAUUAUUUGUGAUGUUCUUUCUUACCUUACAAUGGAGGAAGUAGUAAGAACUAGCAUUUUAUCGUCAAGAUGGAGGUACCAUUGGAAAGGAGUAACUAGUAUACGUUUGUGGGGCAGUAAUUCUGAUCCUAAUAGUUUUGCAAACUUUGUGGAGCAUGUACUUCAAAAUUGCAACUCUACAAACUUGGAGGUUUUUAAUCUUUCAUGUCCUGUUAGAAUAGAUUUACCCCGUCUAAACACAUGGAUUCGGUAUGUACUAAGCCUCAACAUUGGAAAGCUGAGCCUCUAUGUGAAUCAUAGACCAUUUGAGUUGCCUGAAUUUCCGUUGCCAAUAUGCAAUCUUACUUGCAGCAGUUUAGUAUCCCUUGAUCUUAGAUCAUGUUUUGAUAUUCAGAUACCUGAUUCAGUUGUAUGUUUUCCUCAUCUCAAGUCACUAGAUCUUAAUGUCAUAUUCCCUAACAAUCUUGCUGUAUUACAUCGCCUCUUGUCCUGCUGUCCACUGUUGGAAAGACUUAGGUUAUGGUGUUAUCUUGAUGACCUCGAAGUACUAAAUUUGGAUAUUUCAGUUCCUACUCUGAAAAGAUUGGACCUGUGGCUGCAGGAAGAAGGGUAUGCUGUAAUUAGAAACUAUGAGAUUAUCAUAAACACGCCCUAUCUUGAGUAUCUCUCAAUACAUGAUAAUUCUUUGGCUCACUAUGUGUUGAAUAAUCUGUACGGCCUUCGUGAUGUGCACAUUGGUUAUCUCACCCAAAAUUAUGGAGAUAUAGAACCUUUGCAUGCCAUCAGACUGCUUGAACUCUUCCAUGGGAUCCGUUCCACUGAUAUCUUGACACUGCAUCCUGAUACUUUAAUUGUUCUUGAAUCAGCUCUCAGCUAUCCAUGGCCCACGUUUCGUUAUGUGACUAUGUUGAUUGUCAGUCCAAGUUCAUCUUCAGCCUGGACCUGUUUGGCGUUGCUGCUCCAGAGCACUCCCAAUUUAGAAGUUCUAAUUCUGGAUCAUGAUGAGAUCAAUGAUCUUAGAAUCAAUGAUGAAUUAUACGCCUGGAAUCCACCGGAAAGUGUUCCUAGUUGUUUGUUGGAGCGACUGCAAAAAAUAGGCAUCAAGUCCUUUUGGGGAAAAGAAGAUGAAGUAGAAGUUGUGGAAUAUUUAUUGAACCAUUGCCAGGUGUUGGAGUUGAUGAUAAUAGGUUUCUUCUCUAAUAAAAAGGAUGAGAAAGUGGCAGAGAAGUUAUUGGCAUUUCCAAGAGCAUCAAGCACUUGUGAUGUUCAAGUUUAUGAGCACUUCUGGUUCGAUUCUUUUAUCUGGUUAUUGACCUCCUUGUUUUUCAGUGUCAGCAGUCAAAUUUGAGUGUGGAUGCCAUUGGAAUUAUAUUACAGUUCAAAAGGAGGAGACAUUUUGGACAUAAAUUUGCAGCUUUAUAAUAUGGAGGAGUAAUGUAAUCUUCUGAUAAUGAUAAGGAUGUGCAUACGGACUGCAGAGUUUCAAAUGGCAAGGGAAGAUGAGCUGUUAGGUUUCAUAGCUUUGCUUCUGGAUGAUUUAAAGUUGUUUAAAGUUGUUCUUCCUCUGUUCUUGCUGUUAACAGAUUUAACAAUCUUCCUAUUCUACAUUAUGGAUGACUGAUUGGCAUACAGUUUAGCAGGUCACUAAUCAUGUCGUGAGCACGGACUGUUCUAAACUUCUAACAGGCCUAGGUGAAGCUGUCAGCACCAGAUAUCUGUCGGUCUCUUGAACACCGAUUUUCACGAUCAAGUUUGAAUUCUAGUCGCAGUCUACUUGUUUGUUGAUGAUGGUAUCAACCAACCAAGUUCUCAGUUUCAGUCAUUUAGAUAGAAAACUGCAUACAAUGCUUGAUUCCGCAAUGUAGUAAAUUGAAUUGUAGUGACAUUGUUUAGAUUCAACUUAAAAGCGACUACGUAAUUUAGAGGGUGUUUAAUUCAUACCGUUCCUAUUUUUAUUUGAUCCA
Spinacia oleracea (spinach) is the source of this 2332-nucleotide messenger RNA. Its product is annotated as F-box/LRR-repeat protein At4g14103-like. The transcript has 4 exons. Lineage: Eukaryota; Viridiplantae; Streptophyta; Magnoliopsida; Caryophyllales; Amaranthaceae. Bases 259 to 1716 code for a protein of 485 amino acids. Gene Ontology annotation, molecular function: protein binding. The record is from RefSeq and is a predicted model, not a curated record.